Aureobasidium vineae is the source of this 1740-nucleotide messenger RNA. NCBI's taxonomy places the organism in Eukaryota, Fungi, Ascomycota, Dothideomycetes, Dothideales, Saccotheciaceae. The record is from the annotation of a GenBank genome assembly.
AUGCCUAACAAGAUUCAAGAACUCCACACUGUGGACGACAAGUCCUUCGAUUAUGUGUUCGAGCAAAAUGCCACCGUGACCCUGAGGUCGAGCGAAGGCUUGGUUCGUGUCAAUGUUUACCGACCAAAGACUUCGGAGAAAGUACCUGUUCUGAUUACCUACGGACCCUACUCAGAAGUCAACCCCGAGCAUAAGUCAGAGCACUCGGCAUGGGAGACUCCUGACCCUGCCUUCUGGACCAAGAAUGGAUACGCAGUUGUUCGUGCUGACGAGCGUGGACUUGGCCAAUCCCCUGGUCUGCUUGACACCAUGUCAAGAGGUACCUCAGAAGCUUUCUUCGAUGUAGUUGAGUGGGCUGCAGAGCAAGAGUGGUCGUCUGGCAAGGUUGGCCUUCUGGGUAUCAGUUACUUUGCCGGAUCUCAAUGGCGUGUGGCUGCAAGAAACCCUAAGGGUUUGUCGGCCAUCGUUCCUUGGGAGGGUAUGUCGGACUACUACAGAGACCGUUGCCGUCAUGGUGGUAUCUUGUCCAACCAGUUCAUCAGAUUCUGGUGGAACCGCCAAAUUAUCACCAACCAAUAUGGACGACCGGGCCGCAAGGCAAGCAACUGGGGUCCAGACACAAUUGAGGGCGACCUCUCGGAUGAGGAAAGAGCUGCCAACAGACAAGACCAGAACAUUGACAAUCAGAACAACUACUACCGCGACGACUCCUACUACGCUUCGAAAGAAUACGACAUGGGCGACAUCAAGGUUCCGCUCCUCUCAGUUGCCAACUGGGGAGGUAUCCUACUCCACCUUCGCGGAAACAUCGAGGGAUUCACCCACGCCGGUUCCGAGUUCAAGUAUCUCCGCUGCAUCACUGGUCGUCAUGAUCUCCCCUUCUACUACAACGAGGAGGUCGAGAUCCAACGCAGCUUCCUCGACGCCUUCCUCAAGGGCGAAGAUCGAGUCGGUUGGGCUACCAAGGGCAAAGUCCCCAUGGUAGACAUUGUCCUCCGUAAGGGAGACGUUGGCUUCAACGACGCCAAAGCAGAGCAGACAUACCCCAGGAGACAGGAGAACGAGUGGCCAAUUGCCAGAACACAAUAUACAAACUACUAUCUCACACCCGAGAAGGAGAUCGUCACAUCUACUCCCUCAGGGAAGGCCAAGCUCGGCUACAAGGCUCUGGGCACGCUCGAGAAGCCUGAGGUGAUGCAAUUCACCACUCCUGCUUUCGAGAAGGAGACGGAGAUCACUGGUCAUAUCACAGCCCGUCUCAACGUCUCCCUAACUCCUGAUACCACUGGACCUACACCCACCGACAUCGAUCUUUUCGUGACUCUUAGACACAUCUCUCCUGAGGGCAAGGAGGUCUUCUACACAGGAACUGCUGGAGACCCAGUACCGCUCUGCAAGGGCUGGCUUCGUGUGUCUAUGCGCAAGACAAACCCUGAGCACUACAAGCACCGUCCUUAUCUUCCCCACAGAGACUACUUCAGCACCGAUAAGCUGCCUGUCCUUCCAGGAGAGGUAUACCCCGUCGACAUCGAAGUCUGGCCUACCAAUGUCGUGGUCGACAAGGGCGGCAAGAUCAUCUUCGAGGUUUCGAGUGGUGACACCCAGGGCUCUGGCAUCUUCGGCCACAACGACUCAGUUGAUCGAUCCGAGGAGAAGCUUAAGGGUACAAACUUUGUCCAUUUCAGUGACAAGUUUGUCAACUUUGUCACUCUUCCCAUCAUUCCUCCCAAAGAAGGAUAG